This is a messenger RNA of Cylicocyclus nassatus, 1506 nucleotides long. Lineage: Eukaryota; Metazoa; Nematoda; Chromadorea; Rhabditida; Strongylidae. The record is from the annotation of a GenBank genome assembly.
AUGCGACUCAUCGCUCGUGUGGCGCUGUUUCUGGCAGCCAACUCGAUACUGGUCACUACUGCUGGCACACGACAAGCUCAAGUGAAUCGUGCAAUAGAGCAGACAAAAUCGCGGCAGCUGUCUGUACAGGCUCCGAGAACCGUAGUGAAAACUCAAAGUAGUCCUGGGCGAACCGAAACUAUCGAUGUGGACAAGUUGAAUCAGCUGAUUCGAGCUGUGGACAAGACAUGGAUCCUCCCUCGGUUAGGUGCCAAGGAACCUGUGGGCAGCAAUUUCCAGUAUAAGAAAACCUGUGCCUCUAUAUUCAAAGCUCGUCAUGGAGCUUGCCAACAACUCGGCUUUGGAGUAAUGUGUUUCAAUUACUGCCAUGAACGAGGCGAGAAGCUGACCUUCCGCUGUCAAGAUGCAUCCGAUGCUGCUUACUGUCGUCAGUCUGGCACUUUUGAAACAUUCUUAGCCAAAUACCACAAGGACGGCUACAAGGCAAAAGCAUACAUACAUCAAAUGAUCUCACGGUGCUAUGCCACGUCCAUCUGCAAUACUCAGCAAGGAAUUCUGAACUCCACAUUAAUCAAAGAGGAACUUCCAACCGAAAAUACCACAAGGAUAAAUCGGAAUCGACUUCUUACUCGAGCCACAAAACCUUCCAAGACUCGUCCUACCACGACCACCACGACCACGGUUGUAACUGAGGAGACCGACUAUGAAGUGGAAGAGGAAGAAACUACCGUAACAACCACCACAAAGAGGAGGCCUGCUGAAAAGAAAAAGCCCAACCGUUCGAGACCAACUACUACAACAUCAGCACCACUCAAAACCACAUCGAAGAGUAAUAUAUGGGAUAGGUUCACUGUUAGUCCAAGCAAGAAAGUGUCCCCGAAAAAUAUUCCAUUCUGGAAACGGCUCCUGUCCACUACAACUGUCGCUCCAAAACCAAUCGAACAGGUGACAGAGACGACGUCUAUAGAAGAAGAAGAAGAAGAACGUCGCCUACUUAUCAAGACAACUCCCGAGCCGUUCAUUGAAGAAGUAGAAGAGACUGGAGAUAUUCAAGAAACUACUGUGCCAUAUUCAGCCGAAGAAACCACACCCGAAGAAUAUGUCAUUACGACGGAAAUGCCAAUCCCGGAAGAUCGAAGUACUGAAGCGACGGAGAAACAAUGGCAAACGACAUCUUUGGAAAAGCACACAUUCAAACCUUUACCGGUAACUGUUCCGGCGCCCCAACCAGAAUUGGCCUUCCAGAAGAUUGGAGAAAGAGGACCUGGAUUCUGGAACCGUUUCCAACCGAAUCGGUGGUUCGAAUCGAUACACUACGUUACGAAUACCGGAAAGUAACGGGUAAUUCCGGUGCGCACAGACGAAGCGCAUUUGUGCAAAAGAACUCAACACAAUUACGCAUGUAUCUUUCCCCUAAGUAUUGUAGCGCACAGCUGCGCUUUUCUCAAAUUUGUUUACUUAUUUGCGCGGCUGUGCUUGUAGUCGAUGUAGUCUGAACCGUUAGAC